AUGUCAUUAGAAGAAAUUAAUAAAUUAGAACCGAAUGGAUCUACUGAACUCCAUGUCGCUGCAUAUCGAGGACAUGAAGAAAUAGUUGAACUAUUACUACAAAAAGAUGCUUGUUAUACAACAGUGAAUAAAUAUAAUUGUACUCCAUUGGAUGAAGCUAGAACUGAUAGAAUAAAGCAGAUGAUCCGUCGCCGUAUGAAUAAAACUCGUUUUAUUAGUGAAUCCAUCGAAUGGAUUCUACAGACAGACAAGGCAGAUUUUCAAGCACAUCAAUAUUGGACAAAAUUGGAAACAUAUGGACGAGAUCCACAAUUUCAUAAAUUGAUUGAUUAUAUAAAAAGAAACUAUCUUGAAAAAGAUUUACAAAGUAUUGAAGAUAUUGAUACAGUUAUAAGAUAUUUUAAUAUCGCGAUCGACAAAAGAGAUCCUGUUUAUUUAUUACAAGCCUAUACAGCUGAAACUGGUUUCUAUUCUACACUUAAUGUUCAUCUAACUCAAAUACGUCUAGAAAAUUUAACUGAUAAUGAAAAUCUUAGUCGAGCAUAUUAUAUUGGAAUAAUUGCACGUCAUCCAAAAUUCGAAACAUUUUCGUAUACUGGAGAAGCAUAUCGUGGUAUGAUGAUCACUAAUAAUGAUUUAAAACAGUACGAGAUAGGUACACGAAUUUUAACUAAAACAUUUUCAUCUUCAUCAAAACGAUUGAAUAUAGCAUUGGGAUUUCGUGAUGAUAAGCGUCAUACAGAUGAUCGAUUAAGUACAAUAUGUACAUAUGAGAUACGUAAUCAAAGAACUGCAUUAGAUAUUCAAGAUAUAUCAUUAUUUCAAUAUGAAGAAGAAGUUUUAAUUUUACCUUAUUCAGCAUUUAAAAUAAUUGACAUUCAAAUAAAUAAAGACAAAUCACCUAACGUUGAAAUAAAAUUAAAAGAAUGUGAACCAUGGUAA
Rotaria sordida is the source of this 942-nucleotide messenger RNA. The record is from the annotation of a GenBank genome assembly. NCBI's taxonomy places the organism in Eukaryota, Metazoa, Rotifera, Eurotatoria, Philodinida, Philodinidae.